This is a messenger RNA of Brassica napus (rape), 4141 nucleotides long. RefSeq lists its product as uncharacterized. NCBI's taxonomy places the organism in Eukaryota, Viridiplantae, Streptophyta, Magnoliopsida, Brassicales, Brassicaceae. The transcript is spliced from 4 exons. Bases 150 to 626 code for a protein of 158 amino acids. The record is from RefSeq and is a predicted model, not a curated record.
UCACCAAACACCAACUUGCUCUUUAAUGGGCUUUAUUAAGCCCAUUUAAUAGUAUUAAGCCCAAUGUAACUUUUCGAAAUUUGAAUUUGACAGUAAGUCUCUUUAUAUUUCGCUCAGCGCUAAACCAACAAGCAAGAGAGACGGAGGAGAUGAAGGGAGGAGGAGAGAAGAAGAUGACUCUAGAAGAGUACGUUGAUUACUUCAACUCUGGAAAGUCCAUCGACUUCACUUGCUCAUACCUCAAUCAGAUCCUUCAUCUGCACGGUUUCCGAAAGCUUCACCAUUCGACUAAGAAAACUGUUGGCGAAGCCGUAGACGCAGUGGAGCUGCUAGAUCUCUCUCGCUCGACUCUGAAUCAAACCACACUCUCCUCAUCGUCAGCUUCCCUGACUCUCGAUCAAGUGAUAAGCGAUAUCGAAGCUCUCAAAUUGCAGGAAUGCUGUAUCACCUCUCUCCAGAUCAUCAGUUCAGAUGAUAGUAGUACUCGAGCAGUGGCCAAUCCGAAAGAGCGAUCGAACAAGAGAAAGAAGCAAGGAAACGAAAAGAAGAUGAUGAAGAAGAAGAGGAAUGUUAAGAGCAUCAGAUCUGUGAAUGAAGCAGCAGCUGAAACCUCAUGCUCGUCCUAAACCACUCUCUGGAUGCUAAAAUCUGCCGUUUACUUGUCGCGCAGUAUGAAUUUAACAAUUGUCGACCUGAGAUAGAGGUAUAUGUAUGAAGAGAAUUAUGAUUUCGUUUUACCUACUGUGUUAGACUUACAUGUUUAGUCGUAGACCAAUUGGGGCAUCAAUAUUGAAUUCUGGGUGGUACGGAUUUAUUUUUUGUAUUAUGAGUAUCUGCCCGACGACAUCUGCACAAUGAUUAUGAGUUAGAAUAAACAUCCAUAUUUGUUUAAUUGAUAUUGGGCUGACUUACUUACCUGGUAAGUAGGUGGGUGUAGUGGCUAAGCACAAUAGAUUUUUGUAAUUCUGGGGAGAGAAAUUGUGAACUGGAAAUAUUGGACCAAUGUCUGUAACUUUCGAUGUUAUUGUCUUUUGAUCGAUCUGAAUGUAAUACGGCAGUUGGGUGAGUUUUCGAUGUCGUGAAUUAUGUAUGACAGAAAAUCCUGAAAAUUCAAAUAUUUUUUGGAUUAUUUGGCUGAAUGUUUCCGGUGAACCGACCUUCUAAAUAGUUGUCCCUGAAUGUGAACAAAUUUUGAUGUGCCGAACCAAUUGAGUAAAUAGUGAGUAUUUUAAACCAAAUAUGUUGAAUUGGAAAAUACAUAUAUAUGUAUAUGUUAAAGUUUUAAUAAAAGGCUUACGUGGUGGUCGUAGCACAUGAAGCCGAUGCAAACUUUAGUAUUAUCCGCUUGGUGUUUUCUGAUGUUCCAAACACUUCUUAUAUAAACCGUGAUAGGGCGCACUGAGAUUCCUUCCUGAAGUUGGUGGAUUCUUUGAGGAAUGUGUUGCAUGUGAGAUAUCAAUGUAAAACAUGCGAUUUUAAGCAAGAAUAUACAUUCUCCAGUAUUACAAAGUUAUAAUAUAUUUAAAUUAAUAUUCUGUUAAUUAUUAAAUAUUUCAUAAAAAUAAAAAUAAUUUAUUCUAAUGUUGUUUGAAUUGAUAAUAUAUGUACAUACUUUUUUGUAAAAUUAUUAGGUCUGCGAGUGCAACCAAAACAAUAUCAUUCAUACAAAGCAUAAGAAAUUCAUCCGAAAUUACAGUUGUCUUACCUACAAAACUUCUAAUAGUAUAGUUAGCUAACUUCUUAAUACAAAUUUUAUAUCAUUGACUAUAUAGAUAGAUAUUCUUACAUUGCUUACCACGUUUUUAUCUGAAAUACAUAACUUCCUGCAAAAUUGUAAUUGCUAUUGGAAUUACACAAGAAUGUCCAAUACGAUAUAAUAGAGUUGUAUUUUGUAGUAUGAACAUUAUAAUUAAUAUAUUUUCGGCGUCUUCUAAUAUGUAAUUUGGCUUGUCUUUUUGGUCUACAAAUUGUAAUAAAUAAGUAAAAUAUAUAUAUUUUUUUUAAAUGUUUAAUUUUAAUAAAUUAGCACUCAUCAUUAAAAUGGGUUAUAAUUUGUAAAGUAUAUAAUAUUGUUUACAAAAAUAAAUUUAUUAACAUAGGCUAAACUCUUAUAUCUAUAACUAUAUAUUAUCUAAAAAUAAAUUUAUUCGUAAACUAUGUAAUAUAUUUUCUAAUCACCAGAUCGAAUGGAUUGACGUAAAAUUGUUUUAAAACUAUCAACAGUAUAUUGUUUAAAAAUGUUUAUAUAAAAAAUAUAAUAGUAUAUAAUAAACUUUAGUUCAUAUACUAUUUAAAAACAUGUUAUUAGUAAACUUUGAAGUUUUGGUAAUUAAUUUAGAAUAUUAAAGAAAAAUCAAAUUUAAAUUAUAAAUUUUCUUAAAUAAUAUGAUAUAUGCUACUAUGCAUAAAAAUUUACUAAAAUAAUAGAGCUGCAUUAUUUAAACAGAACAGAAUUUUUAUUUCUAAAUUCUGUAAAAUACUACAAGGAUAGAUGUCAAAAGUAUAAUAUAAAUUAAUUUAAAAUGUGUUAUAUACAAAAUAUAUAAAUCAAAUAAUAAUAUAUUUUAUUGUACUUAACUUGAAAUAUAGCAGUAAGUAAAAAACUAAUAAAAAGUUAAAUGUAUUAAAAAAUCACUAUCCAGUAACAAAAAAUAAAUAAAUAAAAAUCACUAUAUAUUAAUAAUAUGGAAUAAAAAAUAUAAACGAUAAUAUCAUAGAGUUACACAAUAUAUAACACUAAAAUAUAAAUUAUACAUUUAGAACAUUGGUUUGGAGUCUGUUUUUGCAAGUCUUUCUCAGAAUUUUUUUAUAUUUAGUCUAUAAUUCUUCUCUAUGUAAUUGUCAAUCCAAUCUUUGAUAAAUAAAAGGGUUGGAUAACGUGUUGGAGCAAGGAUAAUAAACGCAACAAAUGGCCUCAAACAAUUAUAAACCUUAAGGGUAGAGCCUAGCUUAAAAGCAACGAAAAGUAUAAAAGCUUCUACGCUGAACAAUUCGAAUCAGUUCUGAGAUUUAGCCAUGGCUUAUUUCCGAUUAAACACUGCAGAGAAUGAAGCAGGAGAUGACUUGUUUAUCUGCAAGCGAUGUGGCUUGGUUGGAGGGUGUGUUAUCCAUUCUAGUCUUGAACAGCGACUGUUGCAACCAACUCGCUGCAGAUCAGAUAUGUCAAUACAGAUACCUGCUUACUAAUAUGUUGAGUUAAUAUUGAUUCUAUUUAGCUUACAGAGCUUCUGGAGAAUAGUCGUGAGAAGGUGGGAGAGAGGAGCUGUUGGUUUAGGCAAGAAAGAGGUAGGUUUAUGAGAGAAUCGUUUACAACAGGGUAUUAGGCAAGAGUUCCACUAUUCAGUUCAAAGAAGCAUUGUUAAGAAUAUUAACUUUCCUUUUCAUACGCAGAUUGAUAUAAAUAUGGUAUUCUGUAAUGAUUUCAAAAAAAAAAUACGUUUGUAGAGUAGACAUUGAGAGGUAUUAAUAUGUUUGCUUUGAUUGCGUAAUAGUAAAUCACAGUUUCAAAUCAUUAACGUAGGCAAUUCAAGCAAAAAAAAAUGAAUGAUGAAAAUCAUUUCUUCUUCCACUUUGUUUCAAAAGAGGGAGUCAUUCUUUAUGACUAAAGGAAACUUCAAUCCAAAAACAUCAACAACAAAGAAAAAAAAUAAUGCAAAGAGAGUGGUGCAUAUAGAUGGAGCGCAAAGUCAAUCCUGUGAGCGUUUAGUUUCUUCUGAUUCUCACCUCCUCUUCAAGCAUCUGCACACUGCAUCAUUUGAGACAAUUGGAACAAUCAAAUCAAAAUUUUCCUAAAUUUUAGAAGUAUCGUAAACAAAAAAUAUCAAAAGUGGAGUUUUAUCUUUACUACUACUACCUUCUGCUCCAAGAAACGAACCUGAGAAGAUAGAGCUGUCCCCCUUUAUGUCUAUGAAUAUUCACAAACUUAAAGACUCGUAGCACUCUGUCCUCAUCACACCAAAUUGCAGCAUAGGUAAAUACAAUACAUAAAAGAUCAUAAUACAAUAUGUAAAUUGCUCAGAAGGAUAAGAAGAAACCAUAUAUCGAAAUUGUAUUAAAAAAACUUAAACAUAAAAGUAAAAAGCCAGAAGUCUGAAAGGAAAAGAACACAAAGCCAAAAGAGAAACAUAAAAAAAAAGACUUG